This is a messenger RNA of Pantherophis guttatus, 2182 nucleotides long. RefSeq names its product sirtuin 6 (gene SIRT6). Gene Ontology annotation, biological process: negative regulation of transcription by RNA polymerase II. Gene Ontology annotation, cellular component: nucleus. Lineage: Eukaryota; Metazoa; Chordata; Lepidosauria; Squamata; Colubridae. The record is from RefSeq and is a predicted model, not a curated record. Gene Ontology annotation, molecular function: transcription corepressor activity; NAD+ binding; histone H3K9 deacetylase activity, NAD-dependent.
UUUUUUUUUUCUGUCCCCCCACCGGAAGUUAUCUGCUGAGGCGAGGGGGGGGUCUCCCUAAUGAUUCCCCACGAAACGAUGAAGACGUAGCAGGGCGGCGAAGACAACGACGGGAUGUCGGUGAAUUACGCGGCGGGGUUGUCGCCCUACCCGGACAAAGGGAAAUGCGGCCUCCCGGAGAUUUUCGAUCCGCCGGACGAGUUGGAGAGGAAGAUCCAUCAGCUGGCUGACUUGAUCCAGAAUUCUUUCAACGUGGUCUUUCACACGGGGGCGGGUAUCAGCACAGCUUCAGGGAUCCCGGAUUUCAGAGGCCCGAAUGGAGUGUGGACCAUGGAGGAGCGGGGCUUGGUGCCCAAAUUCGACACCACCUUUGAGAACGCGAGGCCGUCGAAGACUCACAUGGCUCUGUUGGAGCUCCAUCGAGUGGGCAUCCUACACUUCCUGGUCAGCCAGAACAUAGAUGGGCUUCACGUGAGGUCCGGCUUCCCCAGGGACAAGCUAGCAGAACUGCACGGGAACAUGUUCGUAGAGGAAUGCAUGAAAUGUGGCAAACAAUACGUGAGGGACACCGUUGUGGGCACCAUGGGGCUCAAACCCACCGGCCGGCUCUGCGACGUCUCCAAACACCGAGGGCUCCGAUCCUGCAGAGGCAAAUUAAUGGACACCAUUUUAGACUGGGAAGAUUCCCUGCCAGACCGGGACCUCAAUUUGGCCUCCGAAGCCAGCAGGAGGGCAUCCUUAUCCAUCACCCUGGGGACCUCACUGCAGAUCAAGCCCAGCGGGGACCUUCCGCUGCUGACCAAGAAGAAAGGCGGGAAGCUGGUGAUUGUCAACCUGCAGCCCACCAAGCACGACAGGCAGGCGGACCUGCGCAUCCACGGCUACGUGGACGAGGUCAUAACGAAGCUCAUGAAACUCCUCGGGCUGGAGAUCCCGGAGUGGACGGGGCCGCUGGUGGUGGAGAGUACGGAGCAGCAAGAGGCCAAACCGCUCACCCAGACAGGCACGGACUUGCCAUUCUUGAGCAAGGAAGAGCCGUCUCCCUGCCGGAAUGGCGCGCGGGAGGGCCUGGGACACACGGCGGUCCUGAAACAGGAAUCCCGCCUGCUGGAUGGCGGCUCAGUCCCAGUUAAGCGGCCGAAGCUGGAGCCGUUGCCAACUUGACGGAUGCCAUCCUGGCGGGGCUUCUCUGCGUGGGCGUUGCCUGGUAUCUCUCAGAAAACCAGCUCGGCCUUGGCGUUUCUACCUGACUUUUUUGAGAAUUGUCUUCCUCCGGGUUCUGUAUGUAUGUAAUUUUCUUCUUUCCCUGAAAUUUUGAAGCUUUUCCGGAUGAGCCCAGAUUUUCCAGUUCUGGAAGAAGGUAACGGCUAGUCAGUUAUCCUUCUUUCUGUGGGGGCAAGCCAGGAAACAAGGCUUGUGCCCUCUUUUUAUGCCUCAUGGGUGCUGUUGAGGGACAGGGUCCCUUCCCUUCUCACUCUUCCUCCCUCUCUCCUUUCUCCCCUCCUCUCUUCUCUCCCCUCUUUCUACCCCUCUCUUCUUUUUCCUUCCCCUUUCUCUCUCCCCUCGUCUCCUUUCUUCUCUCUCCCCUUUCCUCUUCCUCUCCCUUUCUCCUUCCUUCUCCCCUCCUCUCUCCCUCCUCCCCGUCCUCAAUCCUCUCCCCUCUCUCUUUCCCUUCCCUCUUUCAUCCAUCCAUUGAAUUCCUUUCUCUCUCACCCCUCUUUCAUCCCCUUUUUCAUCCUUUUCUCCUUUUGUUCCCUUCCUUCCUUCCUUCCUCUUCUCCUUAGUCCACUCCCAUUCCUUCCCCCUGGUAUUCUCGCUACGGGUCCACUGGUUUUGCUGCUACUCUCCAAACCCUUCUCUUGGUUUGCCAACACUGAGCUCUCCUCUGUUUCUUGAUAAACCGCCGCGGAGGGAGCGUGAGAAGGAGAAAAUAGCGUUUUAAAGAACUACCUUUAUCGAACCACUUAGAAUAGGAAAUAGCGUCCCUUAAGUCGCGUAUCUGUUGUCACUCUUUGUCUCCCUGACAUUAUAUAUAUAUCGGGUGAAAUGCUCCCGGUUCGGACCAGAUAGGCCAAUUUGGUAGCAAUGGCAGCGGUGGUUCAGAGACCCGGUAGCAAAAAUUCCUCCCCCCCCCGCCCGCCGAUGCCCACCCAAUCGUCCAGUCGCCCACUUGCUGCUUCUU